Cydia splendana is the source of this 1021-nucleotide messenger RNA. RefSeq names its product S-methyl-5'-thioadenosine phosphorylase (gene Mtap). Gene Ontology annotation, cellular component: cytosol. The record is from RefSeq and is a predicted model, not a curated record. Gene Ontology annotation, molecular function: S-methyl-5-thioadenosine phosphorylase activity. Lineage: Eukaryota; Metazoa; Arthropoda; Insecta; Lepidoptera; Tortricidae. Bases 135 to 974 code for a protein of 279 amino acids. The transcript has 8 exons. Gene Ontology annotation, biological process: nucleoside metabolic process.
CGGAUUGAUUGUAAGCUCUUAAUGUAUUGGUUAUAAAUAGUUCAAAGUCGUAAUUUUAGUUGAUUUAACAGUCAUUGAAAAUACUAUCACUCAUCUAGUGAAUCAGAAUAGUUAACUCAGCAAAACGAGGAAUAAUGGGUGAUUCAAAGAAAAUCAAGAUCGGAAUAAUCGGCGGCUCGGGCUUCGACGACCCAACGCUAUUUGAAGAGCAGACAGAGCACCAUGAGAACACGCCGUUCGGAGCGCCUUCAGACGCGCUCAUUGAGGGCAAAGUCAAGGGCGUGCCCUGCGUGCUUCUGGCGCGACAUGGGAGGAAACAUCAGUUUCAGCCCAGUGACGUGAAUUACCGCGCCAACAUCUGGGCGCUCAAGCAACGCGGCUGCACCCACAUCCUCGCUACCACCGCCACCGGCUCGUUGCAGGAGGAAUAUCGUCCGGGAGACCUUGUUGUGCUUGACGAUUACAUCGACAGAACAUGGGGUCGCAAAUGCACAUUCUACGACCGCACAGACUGCGGCCCGCGCGGCGUGUGCCACCUGCCGCAGCGGCCCGCAUUUUGUCCGCGGGCGCGAGCGGCCCUCACUGAGGCGGCCCGGGCGCGCGGGUACAGCUGCCACGAGACCGGCACCGCUGUCGUCAUACAGGGGCCCAGGUUUUCGAGCCGCGCCGAAAGCCUGAUGCACCGACAGUGGGGGGGACAUCUCGUCAACAUGACCACGGUGCCAGAGGUGGUGUUGGCUAAGGAAGCGGGGCUUAGUUACGCAGCCGUGGCGCUCGUCACCGACUAUGACUGCUGGAGGGAUAAUGAAACCGCUGUGUCGGUGAGCGAGGUGCUGGCCACGUUCGGCCGCAACGUGCAGAAAGCGGCCGACGUAGUGCUGGACGCCGUGCAGAUUCUCGCCGCUGACACGGACCAUAGCUAUUUGGACGGUCACCAGGAGUUGGUUUCAUCAUCCAUCAUGCUGAAGGAAUAAACCUCCGUCUAUGAAUAAGCACAGUUAUUUUAUAAUUAAACAAAUAC